Molecule: messenger RNA, 1587 nt
Organism: Colletotrichum karsti
Lineage: Eukaryota; Fungi; Ascomycota; Sordariomycetes; Glomerellales; Glomerellaceae
Product: putative serine peptidase
Exons: 8
Coding region: 1-1587 (528 amino acids)
Biological process (GO): proteolysis
Molecular function (GO): dipeptidyl-peptidase activity; serine-type exopeptidase activity
Source: RefSeq, a predicted model, not a curated record
AUGAAGGUCUCCCUCGCCUUGCUCAGCUGCCUGACGGCAGUUCAAGCCCACUUCGCCUUCGUGCCUCUUCAACCUCCUCUGGGAGCUGAAGAUGAUGAUGGCACUCUGGUCAAGCGUGAAGCUCUGGAAUUCGAGCAACUCAUCGACCAUGAUGCCCCUGAAUUGGGAACCUUCCAACAGCGUUACUGGUACAACGACACCUUCUGGAAGGGACCUGGCUCGCCGAUCAUCCUCUUCACACCCGGUGAAGUCGCGGCUGAGGGGUACAGCGGAUACCUGACUGAGCGUGCUCUCACCGGAAACAUCGCGAAGGCUGUCGGUGGUGCCGUGGUCAUGGUCGAGCACCGUAACUGGGGCACGUCUCUGCCGUACACGCUUCAAGAUACCAAGAACCUCCAGCAACACACAAUGACGAACGCUGUGCUGGACUUCGUCAACCUGGCCCGCAACGUCGAGCUGCCUUUCGACAAGAACCACAGCAGCAAUGCUCCCCAGGCCCCUUGGAUCUACACCGGUGGCUCGUACUCUGGCAUCCUCGCCGCUGCCAUCUCCAAGUAUGCACCGGGCACUAUCUGGGCCUAUCACUCCAGCAGUGGUCCCGUGGAAGCGGUCUACGAUUACUGGAGCUACUUCCUCCCGAUCCAGAGGGGCAUGCCCCAGAACUGCAGUCGCGACUUUGAGCGCAUGGUUGACCACAUUGACAACGUCCUUGUCACCGGAACCGAGGAUGAGGUUUACGAUCUGAAGAAAAAGUUCGGUCUGCAGGAUCUCGCUCACAACGAUGACUUCGCCGGUGCCCUUGUUGGCCCCCUUGGAUACUGGCAGUCCAUCCAGCUGUACUCCGGCUACUCCGCCUUCUACGCCAUGUGCGAUGCGGUUGAGGGAGCCACGGGCAACUACUCCAGACCCAGCGCUGAUGGCGUUGGUGUAACCAAGGCACUUGACAACUAUGCCAAGUGGUGGAGCUCCGAGUAUCUCCCAGGCACGUGUGCUUCCUACGGUGUAGACGAGUGGUCAGACCCCAUGAACGUCGCCUGCUUCGAAACCUACAACGAGACCAGCCCCAUGUACACCGACUGGAGCGCCGACAACCAGUUUGGACGAACCUGGUACUGGAUGACUUGCAAUGAACCUUUCUUCUUCUGGCAGACUGGUGCCCCCAAGGACCGCCCCUCCAUUGUCUCCCGCUUUGUCACUCCCGAGUACUACCAACGCCAGUGUGACCUCUUCUUCCCCAAGCAGGGAGAGUUCACCUACGCCUCGAACCGGGGCAAGACGGCGGCGGACCUGAACAAGGCAACCGGCGGCUGGUUCUACACCAACACCACGCGACUUGUGUGGUCGAACGGUGAAUUCGACCCCUGGCGCUCCGCCUCCGUCUCCAGCGAACUCCGUCCCGGUGGCCCGCUGCAGUCCCGCCCCGGUGCUCCGGUUCACCUGAUCCCCGGCUCCCGCCACUGCAAUGACCUCCUCGUCAGAAACGGCGACGUCAACGCCGACAUGAAGGCCGUCAUCACCGCCGAGAUCGAACAGCUCAAGACGUGGACUGAUGAGUUUUACGCGGGAAAGACUAGGCGCAGGAUCUAA